AUGACCUCCUUCGUGGUCACAGUUUGGGUACUUGAAGAAGUUGCUUCUGAGUGGGUGCGCUUCGAGCUUCCCAGUGGCAGAAUUGUUGCACUGAAAAAGCUUCACAAAGCGGAAUCUGAAAAUCCAUCCUUUUACAAGAGCUUUUGCAACGAGACCAAGAUCUUGGCAGAAAUUCGCCAUCAGCCGGAAGCCAACCAUGGGGAAUCCGUGACACCGAGCAAUGAUGCUCAAAUCGCUCCGCUGCAUCGACUCUCAUUUCAGAUGAGCAUUCUUCUCAAGUUGGCGCAGGUGUCCGAUGUACUAGCUCUACUCCAACCAAUCCGGAGACUACAAGACCUUCACCUCAAUCUCCACCGGUUCCCACUGAAAACAAAGCAUUACCUAAGACUAUUGGGAUUGGAGCAAGAGUGGAAUGGAAGAAAGCUGUCCUUAUCUUCUCCUCCAACCGAAAAAACCAGAGGUGGUUCUCGCCCUACAACUACAAUGGCUGACAAGCAAAUUAUUCCCCCAAAGCAUGACCUCGAUGCCAAAUGGGACGCCUGCCUUGAUCUCACUGUCCGUCGCUUCGUCUACUCCUCAUCUGCUGGUGCAUUUGCCGAUGAAAGCACCACAUUUUUCUGCCUUCUAUUUUUCGUGGUUGUAAUGUCUUUUGCCACUUGUUUUGGUUCCUGCCAUGAACUUGCCAUAGCAACAGGGAGUCCUGUAACUCGGUGGGCAUCUAUUGCUUUUGGUGCUGGAGUUGGAAUCGGAUCUGCAUAUGCAGAAUGUUCUCGUCUGUUUGAUGGACCUCCAACAAAAUUACCCCUACAUAAUGCCUCCGAAACUGCUUCUCUGUCAUUCAGGCAAAAAGUUACUUGUCUUGAACUCUGUUAUCUGACCCACUACUAG
This is a messenger RNA of Sphenostylis stenocarpa, 888 nucleotides long. NCBI's taxonomy places the organism in Eukaryota, Viridiplantae, Streptophyta, Magnoliopsida, Fabales, Fabaceae. The record is from the annotation of a GenBank genome assembly.